AUGUCGCAACGUCGUCGCAGGCUGUCGUCACCACCUCGUUCUGUUGACGGCAGCAUCACACCCCUCGGCUACGUCCUCGAGUGGACGCCUCACUCGCACCAUCGGCACCGCCUCGACAUCGUCGCCAACCUGCGCUCCGAGCUCCUCGGCGGCGAGCCUCCCGGCGUCGAGCAGCUCAUUGUUCUCCGCGGCGACCUAGCUCCCGACGUGAGCGAUGCGCUGCGCAGCCUAGCCGGCAUAGACGGGGGCUUUCUGGAUGCACAUGUCCAAGGAAAGCCGUUUAGGCCGCGCGGCAGGGCCAAGGGCGCGCGCUGGUGGACGUGGCGCUACCCAGAGGCAUCGUCCUUGUCGUCGUCGCAGCAGCAGCAGCAGCAGGUGAGGAGCGCGGCGCUGUGGCUGUCGUCCCCGAUUCCGGUCCUCAUCGUCGAUACGCCGCUAGGAGUAAAAGGAGGAGGGAAUGGAGGAGUUGGGGAGAGGUGGUGCGACAAGCCCGCGCCGAGGCUGCAGCAUCAAGAUGCGGCGACGAGACGCUCGGGGUUGCAGGGCGGCGGGCGAUAUGGUGGCGUGAUGGCGAGAUAUCACGCCUCGCCGCCGCCGUCGCCGCAGGCAGAAAAGUGUAAGCCUGCCGCUGCCGCUGCUGUGCCGGCGAUCAUGGCGCUGGACGACGAGCUGGCCAGCGCCAUGGACCAUGUCGAGGAUGUCGUCCUGGAGGAGAUGCUCGCCGAGCUCGUCUACGAGCGCUGGACGGCGUCCCUGAGCACACUCCAGCUCGGCGGUGGCGGCGACGCGGCGCGGCUGCUCUGGAGAUACAUGGUGGCGCUGGAGCGCAACCUCGACGACUCGAGGUACUGCGCCCGCCAGGGGCGCUUCGUCGAGCACGCGAGCCCCGCGGCGUGGACGGACCUAUCCCAGCGCGCGCAGCUGCGCAUCCAGCUCACCUCCUCCUCCCGACACCAGCAGCAGCAGCAGCGGCAGCAGCAGCUUCGCCAUCGCGACGAUACUUCUCAGGAAAUUAAUGGCAGCACGGCCAACGAGCGCAGCCUCGACCGCAUCGCGUACCUCGGCGGCAUGCUGCUCCCCGUGAGCGUCGUCGCGAGCAUCCUCGCCAUCGAGGGCCGGUACGGGCCCGAGGGCGCGCAGUUCUGGGUCUUUUGGGCCGCGAGCGUCGCGGCCUCGGCGGCGGCGCUCCUCGUCAUCUACCUCGACCGGCUCCGCCUUGCCGAGGUCUGGGUCGAGAUGCCGGGCGGCGGCCGGGCGGAGGAGGCCGUGGGAGCUGCCGGCCUGGGUGUCGUGGAUGGAGGCACCAAGGUCAUCGCGGCGGCGGCGCGCGCGUGGCACAGGGAGCAGCUGGGCUGGGCGCGCGCGCUGAAGCAGGCGACGGGGUAUUACAGACUGCGCGGCGCUCGCUGGAUUCGCUUCCAGAGCCCGGCGAAGAGGGAGGAGGAUCGCAGGGACAAUGUCAUUAUUCUUGAGGAGUAA
Akanthomyces muscarius is the source of this 1479-nucleotide messenger RNA. RefSeq lists its product as uncharacterized. The coding region runs from base 1 to 1479 and encodes 492 amino acids. The transcript has a single exon. NCBI's taxonomy places the organism in Eukaryota, Fungi, Ascomycota, Sordariomycetes, Hypocreales, Cordycipitaceae. The record is from RefSeq and is a predicted model, not a curated record.